Bufo bufo (common toad) is the source of this 8415-nucleotide messenger RNA. RefSeq names its product GCN1 activator of EIF2AK4 (gene GCN1). Gene Ontology annotation, cellular component: cytosol. Gene Ontology annotation, molecular function: protein kinase regulator activity. Gene Ontology annotation, biological process: regulation of translation; cellular response to amino acid starvation. The coding region runs from base 33 to 8039 and encodes 2668 amino acids. The transcript is spliced from 58 exons. Lineage: Eukaryota; Metazoa; Chordata; Amphibia; Anura; Bufonidae. The record is from RefSeq and is a predicted model, not a curated record.
GUAGUGCUUCCUGGGUCAGCAGGGCCGGUAAGAUGGCGGCGGACACGCAGGUACAGGACACCCUGAAGAAAUUUGCAUCAAAGGUCACAACCUCAAGUGUGAAGGAACGGAAAGAGAUUUUGAAUGAAUUGAAACUAUGUAUUUCUUCUAAAGAUCUGCCAGAGGCUGCCGUUAAAGGUCUCUCCAAGUUAUUCUGCCUAACGCUGCACCGAUACAGAGAUGCAGGGUCUCGUCGAGCUCUUCAGUCUGUUAUCCAACAGCUGGUGGAAUCCCAGCCAGAUUCUACUGCCAAGAACAUCCUGCAGUCUCUUCAGACGUCUGGAGUAGGAAACAAGAAUGUAGAACCCAGCAAAAGCAGCAGCUCAGCAGCAGCCUUGGCCUUGUCAUGGACCUCCGUCAUUGCCAGGGUCGUAUUUUCCAUCCCUGACAAGCAAGAAGGGGAGACAUGGAAAAAAUUGGUUGAGUGCCAGUCAUUCCUAUUGAUGGAUGUACUAGGAGGCUCACACAGGCAUGCCGUGCUAGGUUCUUCAAAGAAGAUGAACACAUUAUGGAAGGAGAAUCCCGGCCUUGUGUCUAAAUAUCUGGAUGCACUUUUCAGCCUUGAACCCAACCAGAAAUACGCUGGCAUGCUUGGCCUUGCUGUCCAGUUUUGUGUGAAGCACAACGAGGUGGCCACUCUGAAUAAGUACAGGAGUAAUCUUCUAGAUUUCUACGUCAAAACGGUUCUGAUGAGUAAGGUGAAACCGCCAAACUACAUACAGGAGAGUUGCACCCCCCUUCUGCAACGUCUGUCACACGACGAAUUUAAAGAACAAGUCUUACCCGUGCUACAAAAGUCUCUCCUACGUAGUCCUGAAAAUGUGAUUGAAACUAUUUCCUCCCUUUGUGCUUCUGUGACUCUUGAUCUGAGCCAGUAUGCCCUUGACAUUGGUAAAGGCUUGGCUGGGCAAUUGAAAUCUAACAACCCACAACUUAUGGAUGGAGCUGUGGUGGCUUUGCAGAACCUGGCCCACCAGUGCAGUGACCCAGCUGCUGUUGAAGCCUUGGAAAGGCAUUUGUUUGCGAUCCUAGGAGGUUCAGAAGGAAAGCUUUCAGCUGUGGCUCAGAAGAUGAGCGUUCUUUCAGGGAUUGGUGCUCUAAGUCGCCAUGUUGUUUCCGGCACCUCAAGUCAGGAGCUGAGCGGGACAAUUUCAGAAUUAUUUAUUCCUUUUCUUCAGCAGGAAGUUCAUGAAGGAACUCUUAUUCAUGCGGUUUCGGAGCUUGCUCUGUGGUGCCAGAAGUUCACUACUGAAGUUCCUAAGAAGCUCAUAGAAUGGUUUCAGAAAGCUGCUUCUCUCAAGACCAGCACCUCUGGAGUGAGGCAUGCAUAUUGCCAGUGCAUGCUGGUAUCGUUCAAGGGGGAUACACUGGGGCAAGCUCUGGGACUUUUACCCCUUUUGAUUCAAACUGUGGAGAAGGCGGCAGCACAAAGUGCACAAGUAUCCAUAUUAACAGAAGCCCUGGCUGCGGCUGUGCUUGUUUGUCGGAUUUCUGUCACUGAAAGUCAAGUUGAAAACAAGCUGAACAACUUUUGGCAAUUGCUGUCUGAUGACAAGAGACAGAUCUUCACUUCUGAUAAGUUUAUUUCCGCAGCAACUGAGGAGUGUCUUUGCACACUUUUGCAGUUAUGUGAGAGGCUUCUUCUAGACCACAUCCACAGGUUACCUGACAACCGCGCUCAACCAUACUACCAUGCUUUGAUUCUUGUCCUGCUGUCUCGCUCAUGGAAAGUACGGAAGCAGUGUCAACAAACCAUCAAGAAGCUGCUGGCCUCUCUUGGGGGUACCAAACUGUUGCAUGGCCUCUUGCCUGAGCUGAAGGUUGUCCUAAAUUCAAACAAGCUGGUACCAGUUGAUAAUUCAGUCACAGAUUCUGAGGAAGUAGCAGAGCCUGGAAAAUGUAACAUCUCACCAAGGGUCCUCCAGGAAGCCAUUCAUGCUCUUACAUGUGUCCCAGGGUUAGAGGCUGACUCUGUAGAAGCAGAAAAUCUGGCACAGGAGCUUCUGGUGCUGGCUAAUCACCAAUUUCUUGCCUCCUCAUACAGGGACCUGUGGGUGGACCUUAUGUACAAACUGAAGAUUGACCCUGCUGAGUUCAUAAACAAGAGAUUUGAUGAUUUUCUACCUGUAAUCACGUCUAAUACUACUAGUGACCAGGCUGUCCUCAACGCAGCCGGUGCACUGUCUCGCAUUUCUCCAGACCGAGUACUUCCCAGACUUAUAGGUAUUAUAACGGAAUCCCUGCAAAAUCCUACUCUGUGUCAAGUUACCCGAGAAGAGUAUGCUAUAAUGCGGACCCCUGAGGGAGAGCUGUAUGACAAAUCUAUUUUACAUAGUGCUCAACAGGAAAGUUUAAAAAAGGGAAAUAUGAAGAGAGAGAAUAAAGCUUACUCAUUCAAGGAACAAAUAAUUGAGCUGGAGCUAAAAGAGGAGAUAAAAAAGAAGAAAGGCAUAAAGGAAGAACUUCAGCUAACAAGUAAACAGAAGGAAAUGCUUCAGGCUCAGAUGGAAAGAGAGAGUCAAAUCCGGAAGAGACUAAAGGAGUUGGAUGUGGAGCUUGAAAACGCGAUUAGGCUCCUGGACUGUAUCAUUCAGCAGAACUCCUCUGGGCUUUCUCAGCACAUCCCGACACUGACCAGCAGCUUAUUGCCUUUACUCAAGUCUCCACUGGCUGCCUUCCGGAUACAUGUACUCUUUGUGCAGUUAGCUGGCUGUGUCAUGCCAGCCCAUUUAAAAACAUUUGGAAAAUUGCUUGCCCACAUUACUCUACGCUUGUUGAAACCAGAAUGUAAUCUGGAUCCUGCCUGGUGCCAGGAAGAAUUGCCAGUAGCUGUGAAGAGAGCAGUAAACCUUCUAUACGCUUAUACAGUCCCCAAGCGGAAGGAUGACCCAGGGACAAAUCCUCUGUCUGCACCAGCAUUUUCCAUCGUUUUCCCUCUCCUGAAAAUGGUUCUAAUGGAGACCACCAAUAACAGUGAAGAUAAUGAAGAACUUCUAGUAGAAACAUUGCAUAUUAUCACUGUUCAUUGCCAACUUCGGUCUUCCCAGAAUAAGGCUAAACUUAUUGAUGAGAAUGGUCCGGAGUUGCUGCCUCGCACAGAUAUGUUACUGUUAUUAACUAGAGUGAUAGGAACUGCCACCCCAAGGUUGCAAGUCCUGGCUUCCAAUGCCCUGACAUCACUGUGCUCAAGCAGCGGCGGAGGAGGAGGAUGUACAUAUGCAGAGCAGGACGAAAUUGAUGUUUUACUUGCAGCUUUGCAGUCUUCCUGCUCAAACGUGCGAGAUGCUGCUCUGCGGGGGUUAAUGGAACUUGAAAUGGUGUUACCAAUGCCAGACACAGAUGAGGUGAAUGGACUGGCCUUGUUGCACAGGCUCUUGGUGAUGAAGUUUGAUGUUGAGGCAGAAAUAAAAGCACAAGCUGAAAGAUUUUGGGAAGAACUGGACUUGAAAUUACAAGCAGGCCUCUGUUCCUUACUAAUUAAAGAUGUAAUUCAUCAUGAAGAAGCAGUACGACAGGCCGGCGCUGAGGCGCUUUCUCAUGCUGUGGCUGCGUAUCGUAAUCAGGCCUCAGAGGCUAUGAAUAAGCUGAUUCAGCUGUAUCAUGAGAAGCUUUAUAGACCACCUCCUGUGCUUGAUGCUUUGGGAAGAGUCAUUUCGGAGUCUCCUCCUGACCAAUUUGAAGCAAGGUGUGGAGUAGCUCUAGCAACGAACCAGCUGGCUCAGUAUCUAGACAGUUCCCAAAUUAAGCCACUCUUCCAGUUCUUUGUUCCUGAUGCUCUUAAUGAUCGACACCCUGAUGUGAGAAAAUGUAUGCUGGACGCUGCGUUGUCUGCACUAAACACACAUGGAAAGGAUAGCGUUGGCUCUUUAUUGCCUGUGUUUGAGGAGUUUUUGAAAAACGCUCCAAAUGAUGCCUGCUAUGAUGCUGUCAGACAAAGCGUUGUCAUUCUUAUGGGUUCACUGGCAAAGCACUUGGACAAAAAUGAUCCUAAAGUUAAGCCAAUUGUGGCCAAACUAAUAGCUGCACUCUCUACUCCUUCACAACAGGUUCAGGAAUCUGUAGCCAGCUGUCUGCCACCUCUAGUACCAGCUAUCAAGGAGGACGCUGGUAGUAUGAUCCAGAACCUUAUGACCCUUCUUCUAGAGUCUGAUAAAUAUGCAGAACGUAAAGGUGCGGCUUAUGGUCUUGCGGGGCUAGUAAAGGGAUUAGGUAUUCUUUCCCUGAAGCAGCAGGAAAUGAUGACCACCCUAACAGAGGCUAUUCAAGAUAAAAAGAAUUUCCGGCGUCGGGAGGGGGCGUUGUUUGCCUUUGAGAUGCUCUGCAAUAUGCUUGGUAAACUAUUUGAGCCAUACGUGGUUCAUGUGUUGCCUCAUCUCCUGCUGUGCUUUGGUGAUGGAAACCAGUAUGUGCGAGAGGCUGCUGAUGAAUGUGCUAAGGCAGUGAUGAGUAAUCUCAGUGCCCACGGUGUAAAGCUUGUAUUACCGUCACUCCUGGUGGCUCUUGAGGAAGAAUCCUGGAGAACCAAAGCUGGAUCAAUUGAGUUAUUAGGAGCAAUGGCAUACUGUGCUCCAAAGCAGUUGUCAUCUUGUCUUCCAAAUAUUGUGCCCAAACUUACUGAAGUACUCACAGAUUCUCAUGUAAAGGUGCAGAAAGCGGGUCAACAAGCCUUGCGCCAGAUUGGCUCAGUAGUUCGUAACCCAGAAAUUCUAGCAAUCUGUCCAGUAUUGUUGGAUGCACUUACAGAUCCCUCAAGAAUGACACAGAAGUGCCUGCAAACCUUGCUUGAUACAAAAUUUGUACAUUUUAUUGAUGCUCCUUCUUUAGCCUUGAUUAUGCCCAUAGUCCAGCGGGCAUUCCAGGAUCGCUCUACAGAUACUAGGAAAAUGGCUGCCCAGAUUAUUGGAAACAUGUACUCGCUUACUGAUCAGAAGGAUCUGGCUCCUUACCUCCCAAGUGUCGUACCUGGACUUAAGGCUUCUUUGAUCGACCCUGUUCCUGAAGUUCGAACUGUGGCUGCUAAGGCAUUGGGUGCAAUGGUGAAGGGAACAGGGGAAUCCUGCUUCCAGGAUUUGUUGCCUUGGCUGAUGGACACUUUAGCAUCUGACUACAGCUCGGUGGAUCGUUCUGGUGCAGCUCAAGGUCUUUCAGAAGUGAUGGCCGGUUUAGGUGUUGAGAAACUUGACAAACUGAUGCCUGAAAUUGUAUCGACAGCCAGCAAAGUAGACAUUGCUCCCCAUGUCCGAGAUGGUUAUAUUAUGAUGUUUAUUUAUCUGCCUAUUACUUUUGGUGACAAAUUCACACCAUACGUUGGGCCCAUCAUACCCUGUAUUCUAAAGGCCCUGGCUGAUGAAAAUGAGUUUGUACGUGACACAGCUCUGCGCGCGGGUCAAAGAGUAAUCAGCAUGUAUGCAGAGACAGCUAUCGCUCUCUUCCUGCCGCAGUUGGAGCAGGGCCUGUUUGAUGAUCUGUGGAGAAUAAGGUUUAGCUCUGUUCAACUUCUCGGUGACCUUCUAUUUCAUAUAUCUGGUGUGACUGGAAAAAUGACUACAGAAACUGCCUCUGAAGAUGACAACUUUGGGACAGCUCACUCCACAAAGCUAAUCAUUUCGGCCCUUGGAGGCGAAAGGAGAAACCGCGUCCUUGCCGGAUUGUACAUGGGACGCUCAGAUACACAGCUAGUUGUUCGUCAGGCUUCUUUGCACGUUUGGAAGAUUGUUGUUUCAAACACACCACGCACACUCAGAGAAAUUCUGCCUACUCUCUUCACAUUACUGCUAGGAUUUCUAGCCAGCACUUGUGCAGACAAGAGAACGAUUGCAGCCAGAACACUUGGAGACCUUGCCCGAAAACUUGGGGAGAAAAUACUUCCAGAGAUAAUUCCAAUUUUGGAAAAUGGUCUUAAAUCUGACAAGAGUGAUGAAAGGCAGGGUGUAUGUAUAGGCUUAAGCGAGAUAAUGAAAUCAACAAGCAGGGAUGCGGUGCUCUUUUUCUCGGAGUCCCUUUUCCCAACUGUGAGAAAAGCAUUAUGUGAUCCCCUUGAAGAAGUCAGAGAGGCUGCAGCCAAAACUUUUGAGCAGUUACACUCUACCAUUGGUCACCAAGCCCUGGAGGACAUUCUGCCAUAUUUACUGGAUCAAUUGGAAAAUGAAGAAAUGUCAGACUUUGCCUUGGAUGGACUUAAGCAGGUUAUGGCAGUGAAGAGUCGUGUUGUACUUCCCUACCUUGUUCCUAAGCUAACAAGUCCCCCAGUGAACACUCGUGUGCUUGCGUUCCUUUCAGCAGUGGCAGGUGAUGCUUUGACCAGGCAUCUGAAUGUCAUUCUUCCUGCUGUCAUGUCAGCAUUGAAAGCGCAACUAGGAAAAGAGAACCAGCAAGUGGAACUGGCAAACUGUCAAGCUGUCAUCCUGUCUGUGGAAGAUGAUGUGGGUCAGAGGAUCGUAAUUGAUGAUUUACUGGAAGCCACUCGCAGCUCUGAUGUUGGAAUGCGUCAAGCAGCUGUUAUUAUACUCAAUAUCUACUGCGCAAAAACCAAAGCGGACUACUCGGCACAUCUCAGGAGCUUGAUUUCUGGACUCAUGCGGUUGUUUAAUGACACUAACAGUGUAGUUCUGAAUGAAAGCUGGGAUGCGCUAAAUGCUAUAACUAAAAAAUUAGAUGCUGGAAGCCAGUUGUCACUGAUCGAUGACCUCUAUAGAGAUAUUCGCAUGGUGGGAAACGAUGCUAAAGGAGAGAAUGUGCCUGGAUUCUGUAUCCCAAAAAAGGGUGUAACAUCAAUUCUGCCAGUGCUAAGAGAAGGAGUUCUUACUGGGAACCCAGAUCAGAAAGAAGAGGCCACCAAGGCAUUGGGCUUGGUUAUUAAAUUGACAUCUGCACAAGCUUUGCAGCCUUCUGUGAUUGGAAUCACUGGACCUUUAAUCCGUAUUUUGGGAGAUCGUUUCACCUGGAGCGUAAAAGUGGCUCUUUUGGAAACCCUGAGUCUUCUUCUAGCUAAAGUUGGCAUUGCAUUAAAACCUUUCUUGCCACAACUGCAAACCACUUUUACCAAAGCUCUACAAGACUCAAAUCGUGCUGUACGGCUCAAGGCAGCAGACGCCCUGGGCAAACUUAUUGUUAUCCAUACAAAGGUUGACCCUCUCUUCACAGAACUGCUGAACAUCAUUCGUUUAUGUGAAGAUUCUGGUGUAAGAGAGACCAUGCUUCAAGCUGUACGUUUCAUUAUCCAAGGAGCUGGAGCAAAAAUGGAUGCAGCAAUACGGAAAAACUAUGUGACUAUGUUAAUCGGAAUGUUGGGACAUGAUGAGGAUGCUACACGCAUGGCAUCUGCUGGCUGCCUUGGAGAAAUUAGUGCGUAUCUUCCAGAAGAAGAACUUUCUGCACUUCUGCAGCAGCACCUUCUGGCUGAUUUUACUGGAAUUGACUGGAUGGUUAGGCAUGGGCGAAGCAUGGCUCUUUCUGUGGCCAUAAACGUUGCAGCAAGAAAAUUAUGCACACCAAAAUUCAGCAGUAACGUUGAGUCUACGGUCCACAGCAACGCAACAGCCGAUAGGAUUCCUAUUGCUGUAAGUGGAAUACGAGGAAUUGGUUAUCUUAUAAAAUAUUACAUUGAGGCUGAAAAUGGAAACCUUCCCGCUAAACUGGUAACCUUGUUAGUAAAGUGUCUCCAGAAUCCGUCAAGCGAUAUUAAGUUGAUAGCAGAAAAGAUGAUCUGGUGGGCAAACAAAGACCACUUGCCUCCACUAGACCCUCAAACUAUUAAGCCAAUUCUCAAAGUGCUACUAGACAACACAAAAGACAAAAACACAAGUGUGCGGGCAUACAGUGACCAGGCCAUAGUCAACCUUUUGAAGAUGAGACUAGGCAACAACAUCUUUCAGGAUAUAACAAAGAUACUGGACACUGCUAGCUUAGAGAUGCUGAAUGAAAGCAACCGGAGAUCUCUGAAGAAGCUUGCAGCGCAGCCUGACUCCACUGAACAGAUAGAUGAAACAAUCCUAACGUGAAUAUUGGCUGCAUCAGCACUUCAGCUCUGAACAUCUACUUGAUAUUAAAUGCACUGAUUAUGUAGUGCACAGAAACUAUUGGCUCCCCAAUGAACUAAAUGAAGUUUAAAUUGCUGUUAUCUUGUAAUCCCUUCAAAGAGUUGUUAAAAUACACUUAAAAUCUGUCAUGAAACAUAAUGUGUUCUAAGAAAAUUGGUAUUGGCCAUGGCAAAAUAUAGCAAUGGACUUUUGUGAGUGAGAUGGAGAUUGUCAUGAACGCUGGACCACAUGCCCUGGCAGGGAGACCCUAAUUGUCCAUAUCUAGAUAGAUUCAGAGACCGGGGGGGAAUUUAUCAUUUUAUUUGCACCAGAAUGCCGGUAGGAAAUGUCCCAAACA